CCCUCCUUUCUUGCCCACUCCCAUUGGCAAGCUGCCUCUACCUCUUUUGGGAAAAGAAAACUGAGGGGGUCUAGGGAGGGCGGGGGGCCCGUCAUUCAGCCUUGGACCUGCACUGCCCCCGGCAUCUAGAGGGCAACCAUGUCCGAAGAGAGCUCUGAGGUGCCCAGAGAGUUGACAGAAAGCAUAAAGGAUGUUAUUGGCAGAAAGAUAAAAAUUGCGGUGAAGAAGAAAGUCAAGUUGGAAGUCAAGGGAGAUAAAGUGGAAAACAAAGUACUGGUGCUCACGUCAUGCCGAGCCUUCCUUCUCACAGCACGAAUCCCUACCAAGCUCGAGUUAACAUUCAGCUACUUGGAAAUUCACGGUGUCACCUGCAGCAAGCCAGCUCAGAUGGUUGUGGAAACUGAGAAGUGCAGCAUCUCCAUGAAGAUGGCAUCAUCAGAGGACGUGAUGGAAGUGCUGGCUCAUAUUGGUACCUGCCUCCGCAAGAUAUUUCCUGGCCUUUCUCCAGUGAGGAUCAUGAGAAAAGUCUCAAUGGAGCCAUCUGAGCGCCUGGCCCAUCUCCAGGCUCUGUGGGACAGCCAGACCGUGGCUGAGCAGGGCCCAUGUGGUGGAUUUUCUCAGAUGUAUGCCUGCGUUUGUGACUGGCUUGGAUUUUCGUACAGGGAGGAAGUACAAUGGGAUGUGGAUACGAUUUAUUUGACUCAAGACACCAGAGAAUUGAAUCUUCAAGACUUUAGUCAUCUUGACCACAGGGACCUAAUACCCAUCAUUGCUGCUCUGGAAUAUAAUCAGUGGUUCACAAAGCUGUCCUCAAAGGAUCUAAAACUGUCCAAUGAUGUCUGUGAACAGAUACUGAGGGUGGUGAGUAGGUCCAGUCGACUGGAAGAAUUGGUGUUGGAAAACGCUGGACUUAGAACAGAUUUUGCUCAGAAACUGGCUAGUGCUCUAGCGCAUAAUCCCAACUCAGGACUCCACACGAUUAACCUUGCUGGCAACUCACUGGAGGAUAGAGGUGUGUCCUCUUUAAGUAUUCAGUUUGCCAAACUCCCAAAGGGACUAAAGUAUUUAAAUUUAUCUAAAACCUCAUUAUCACCUAAAGGGGUGAAUAGCCUUUCUCAGUCACUCAGUGCCAACCCAUUGACCGCCACCACCCUCAUCCACCUAGACCUCUCAGGGAAUGUCCUUCGUGGAGAUGACCUCUCGUACAUGUACAGUUUUUUGGCCCAGCCAAAUGCCAUUACUCAUCUGGAUUUAUCCAAUACAGAAUGUUCCCUGGACAUGGUUUGUGGAGCCCUUCUCCGUGGAUGCCUUCAACAUUUAGCUGUGCUCAAUCUCUCCAGGACCGUCUUUUCUCACCGGAAAGGAAAAGAGGUGCCUCCAUCUUUCAAACAGUUUUUUAGUAGCUCCCUGGCUCUGAUGCAAAUCAACCUUUCCGGCACAAAAUUGUCUCCUGAGCCCUUAAAAGCGCUGUUAUUGGGCCUGGCAUGCAAUCAUAGCUUGAAGGGGGUUUCUCUUGAUCUCAGCAACUGCGAGCUGAGAUCAGGAGGUGCACAGGUCUUAGAAGGCUGCAUUGCUGAAAUCCACAACAUCACCAGCUUGGAUAUCUCUGACAAUGGUUUAGAAUCUGAUCUCUCUACCUUAAUAGUGUGGCUCAGUAAAAACAGAUCAAUACAACACCUGGCAUUAGGCAAAAAUUUUAAUAAUAUGAAAUCCAAAAAUCUGACUCCUGUAUUGGAUAACUUAGUACAGAUGAUUCAAGAUGAAGAAUCACCACUACAGUCCUUAUCCCUGGCUGACUCAAAACUCAAGACUGAGGUCACCAUCAUCAUCAAUGCCCUGGGGAGCAACACCUCUCUCACGAAGGUGGACAUCAGUGGAAACGCAAUGGGGGACAUGGGAGCAAAGAUGCUGGCCAAGGCCCUGCAGAUCAACACCAAACUCAGAACUGUAAUUUGGGAUAAGAACAACAUCACUGCUCAAGGCUUUCAAGAUAUAGCUGUGGCUAUGGAAAAGAACUACACAUUGAGAUUUAUGCCAAUUCCUAUGUAUGAUGCUUCUCAAGCCCUAAAAACAAACCCAGAAAAAACAGAAGAGGCUCUGCAGAAGAUAGAAAAUUAUCUUCUUCGAAAUCAUGAGACUAGAAAAUACCUUCAAGAGCAGGCCUAUCGCCUACAGCAGGGCAUCGUCACCAGCACCACUCAGCAGAUGAUUGACAGAAUAUGUGUGAAAGUACAAGACCACCUCAACUCUUUACGCAACUGUGGGGGAGAUGCUAUCCAGGAAGACUUAAAAUCAGCAGAAAGACUCAUGCGUGAUGCUAAGAACUCUAAGACGCUGUUACCAAACUUAUACCAUGUGGGUGGUGCAUCUUGGGCAGGAGCCAGUGGCUUGUUAUCCAGUCCAAUUCAGGAGACCCUGGAAUCAAUGGCUGGAGAAGUUACAAGAGUUGUGGAUGAACAACUAAAGGCUUUGCUUGAGUCCAUGGUUGAUGCUGCCGAGAACCUUUGUCCAAAUGUGAUGAAAAAAGCCCACAUCCGACAAGACCUGAUUCAUGCCAGCACUGAAAAGAUUUCCAUUCCACGUACCUUUGUUAAAAAUGUCCUGUUGGAGCAGUCCGGAAUUGAUAUCCUUAACAAAAUUAGUGAGGUGAAGUUGACAGUGGCCUCCUUCCUGUCUGACCGAAUCGUGGAUGAAAUCCUGGAUGCACUCUCCCAUUGCCAUCAUAAACUGGCUGACCAUUUUAGCAGGCGUGGCAAGACCCUUCCUCAACAAGAGUCCUUUGAGAUUGAGUUGGCUGAAGAGAAGCCAGUUAAACGCUCCAUUAUAACUGUGGAGGAUCUGACAGAGAUAGAGCGUUUAGAAGACCUGGAUACUUGUAUGAUGACUCCUAAAUCCAAAAGGAAGAGUAUCCAUAGCCGAAUGCUGCGGCCUGUUUCCAGAGCCUUUGAAAUGGAGUUUGAUCUGGAUAAAGCACUGGAAGAGGUGCCAAUUCACAUUGAAGACCCGCCCUUCCCAUCCAUCAGACAGGAGAAGCGGAGCUCAGGGUUCAUCUCAGAACUACCCUCCGAGGAAGGGAAGAAGCUGGAGCACUUUACCAAGUUAAGGCCAAAACGGAAUAAGAAGCAGCAACCCACCCAAGCCACGGUCUGCGCUGCCAACGUAGUCUCCCAAGAUGGUGAACAGAAUGGUCUGCUCGGGAGAGUUGAUGAAGGUGUAGAUGAGUUUUUUACAAAGAAGGUGACCAAAAUGGAUGCUAAGAGAUCCUCCACAAGAGGAUUCGAGUCCCAUGAGCUUGGUGAAGGAGAUGAAAAGAAAAAGCGUGAUUCUCGUAAAAGUGGCUUUCUCAAUUUAAUAAAGUCUCGAUCCAAAUCCGAACGGCCACCAACUGUCCUGAUGAGUGAAGAGCCGUCAUCACCUAAAGGUGCAGGCAAAGGUCCAGCUGCAGACACGCCCAGGAAGGAAGUGAAGCCAGCUGAGCACAAUGGCAAUUCUGAGAGGAUAGAGGAGAUCAAAACGCCUGACUCCCUUGAAGAGUGUCAAGUGGAAGAAAUGGGGAAGAUAGAACGAAGUGACAGCAAGAGCAGCCCCCAGGGUGGGCGAAGGUAUGGAGUCCAAGUGAUGGGCAGUGGCCUACUGGCUGAGAUGAAAGCUAAACAGGAAUGGAGAGCUGCUUGUGCACAGAAGAGGCUUGGGAAUGAGUCUAUCUCUCUGGAUUCUCCUGGUCCAUCCCUGAGCAACAUGGAACGGUUGGAUGGAAGUGGAGCAGUAUUGAAACUGCACUCAGUUGUCACAGAAAAUCGCUUCAGUCUGGGGACACCAGAAAAGAAUGCCAAAGCAGAACCCAAAGUGGAUGUGGGCUCCAGGUCUCGAAGCUCUUCCAGCACAGCUAACAGCCCAAAGCCCCUCCUCCAGUCUCCCAAGCCCAGCCUAGCAGCCCGGCCGAGCAUCCCGCAGAAGCCAAGGACUGCCUCACGGCCAGAAGACAUCCCAGACUCUCCAUCUGGUCCUAGUUCCCCUAAAGUGGCUCUUCUUCCACCCAUCCUGAAAAAAGUUCCCUCAGAAAAGGAGCGAGACAGCCAGGGCAGCCCUCAGCCUAGUCCUCGGACAUUUUCCCAAGAAGUUCCAAGGAGGAGCUGGGGCCAGCAGACCUAUGAGUAUCAGGAACAUAAGCAACAGUUCUCCAGCAAAGAUGGGCGUCAAGGCAGCAAGUCCAGUGACUCUGGAGAAGAAGCUGAAAAAGAAUUUAUUUUUGUGUAA
Messenger RNA from Elephantulus edwardii (Cape elephant shrew), 4257 nucleotides. RefSeq names its product leucine rich repeat containing 16A (gene CARMIL1). Bases 139 to 4257 code for a protein of 1372 amino acids. Lineage: Eukaryota; Metazoa; Chordata; Mammalia; Macroscelidea; Macroscelididae. Gene Ontology annotation, biological process: cell migration; regulation of Arp2/3 complex-mediated actin nucleation. Gene Ontology annotation, molecular function: protein binding. Gene Ontology annotation, cellular component: plasma membrane; lamellipodium. The record is from RefSeq and is a predicted model, not a curated record. The transcript is spliced from 37 exons.